Asparagus officinalis (garden asparagus) is the source of this 4224-nucleotide messenger RNA. Its product is annotated as autophagy-related protein 11. NCBI's taxonomy places the organism in Eukaryota, Viridiplantae, Streptophyta, Magnoliopsida, Asparagales, Asparagaceae. Gene Ontology annotation, biological process: autophagosome assembly; autophagy of mitochondrion; autophagy of peroxisome. Gene Ontology annotation, molecular function: protein kinase binding; molecular adaptor activity. The record is from RefSeq and is a predicted model, not a curated record. The coding region runs from base 522 to 3968 and encodes 1148 amino acids. Gene Ontology annotation, cellular component: Atg1/ULK1 kinase complex; extrinsic component of membrane; phagophore assembly site membrane. The transcript has 5 exons.
UUUCCUUUUGAGAUGAGAACUCCUCUUCUCUUCAAAAGCUCUAUCCUCUUCUCUUAUCCCUAAAGUCUACCCCCCCUUAAAAUCAAAAAAAUUAAGAUUAAAUAAAAACGCGAUUAGGGUUUCAACACUUCAGCGUUUGCUUCUGAGAAAAUCCCUGAUCCCGUACAAGUUACCUCUCUUUGGUUCCUUAUCUCUUUCCCCUUUUAUUCCUUGCAAAACUUUCUCAAUUUGAUCCUGUUCCAGCGUGAAUUGUUCUCUCCCCUUUCUGGGUUUUCUUUGUACUCUUAAGAAAACCCCAUAAAAUCCCAAUCUCACCUCCUCUUUCGUCUUAAACUUAGGGUUUUAUUGGAGAUUGUAGCAGGUGGAUUUUCGUUGAUUUUGCGUCUGUUGUGGAAUUGCUUUGUGGGUUUGGCAGAAUUAGGGUUUUGGAGAAUUGGGUGUUCAUCAAAAAGGCAUCUUGUCGAUUCUUCUACUAUAUGAUCGAAAGGAUUUGAUUCUGAGGGGCUCUUAUUCUUCCUUGGAUGAUGAGUUCGAAUUCGACGAUCUCGACUGAUGAAUUCGUUCCGGGGAGAAAACUUGUUGUUCAUCUUGCCCAAAAUGGGCACACUAUGGAGUUUGAAUGUGGAGGCUCAACUCCGGUUGAUUCAAUUCAGAGGAAUAUCGAAUCUCUCUCUGGUGUGCCGUUUGCUGAUCAGCUGUUAAUGUGUGGUAAAGUUUAUUUGGAUCCUCAGCAGCCGUUGGCUUAUUACAAGCUCCCUCAGGACAAUCGUGAGGUUUUUGUUUAUAACAAAGCUAGACUUCUCGAAAACUCCCCUCAACCGCCUCCCGAAAGUGUCGAAGUACCCAAUGCAGUAGUCCCUCCUUUAUCUUCCCGAUGUAACAAUCCUCGCCGUUUUGAUGAUGUAUCUGAUCCUGCUUUAGUGGCUUUAGGGUCUUAUGAGAGGAAGUUUCGGUAUCAUUAUAACUUUGCCGAUGCAUUUCACCGGUGCACAGCUGCAAAAUAUGAGCUUUGUAAUAGGCUGUUGCGGGAGCAACUAGUGCAAGAAAGGGCAUUGGAGACCGUUCGAGGCAACUUAGAGUUUGCUUUUAAGAAGCAGCAGCAGAGGUACUCGGAGUUCAUUAGGUGUUUCACUGAGCAGCAUAGGGUUCAUGCUGAGAUUUUGGCUAAUCUCGGGAGGGAUAUGGAUAGGCUGCGAUCAUUAAGUCUUCACCCUGCAGUUCAGUCAGAGCGUCGGAAGUGUUUAUUGGAUCUUGUGAAGGAGGAUGAGCUAAUAAAGUGGGCAGAGGUUUGCAUUAAUUCUCAUAAGCAGUUUGAGAAUAAGGUUUCACAACUAAAGAUGAAUUUCGGGGAGCUUAAGAAGAAGGUGGAGAGUGUGUUCUCGGUCAUGAGCUCCGCGAGUAGCAAGGAUUUGGAGGCUCUUAUUAAGGAUCAUCAGAAGUUUCUUAAUGAGCAAGAGCUUAUAAAAAUUACUUUGAGCAAAGAUGUCAACACUGUGGUGAAACUAGUUAAUGAUUCUGUGAACCACCAGUUAUCGUCGUCACUUCGUCCUCAUGAUGCAAUUUCUGGUCUUGGUCCUAUUUAUGAAGCUCAUGAAAAAAAUUGUCUUCCGAAAGUGCAGAACUGUGAUAAUCAUAUAUCGAAACUUCUAGAUACAUGCAAGGAGAAGAAAAAUAAUAUGAAUUUAUUAGUGCAUGUGUCUAUGCAAAAAGUAAAAUCGACUCAGAUUAGCAUCAAAGAGCUGAUGAAUAAGCUUCAUGCAUUUGAAGAGGCAGUGGGACACCAGGAGAAGGAAUUUGAGCAUCUAAAAUUUGUAAAUGGAGUUGGUCACGCCUAUAGGGCUUGCCUUGCUGAAGUAAUAAGAAGAAAGUCAUCGUCGAAGUUAUACAUGGGAUUAGCUGGACAGCUGCAAGAAAGGCUUGCAACUGAGAGAGAGGCUGAGAUUAGAAGAAGGGAAGGCUUUUAUAAAGCAUGGAGCAAGUACAUACCCCAUGAUAUAUUAGCAACCAUGGGUUUGCUUGAUUCUCCCAAUCAAUGUGAUGUUAAUAUGGUGACGCAAUUUGAUAAAAAUUUACUGGAAAUUGAUGUUGCUGAUGUGGAUCGCUAUGCUCCUCAAGCUGUUGUUGGCUUGCCUCUAAAAAGUGACAAGAAGAAAUUACCAAAAAGCAACUUAGCUACAUCAAGUGAGAGCUGUAACUUCAACAAAUCUGAAGAAAGUGGUCUAGGUAACAAUACCAAGGAUGACUUUGAUGGGCUUUUUGACGGUUGUGAAUCUAUAGAUAUUGCCGGCACUAGUAAGAUUGAAGUUGAGAAUGCUAGACUGAAAGCUGAAUUAGCUUCGGCAAUUGUCUUCAUUUGUACUUUCAAUGCAGGGAUCGGGUUUGACCCAUUUGAAAAAUGUGAACCAGAUGAAAUGUUGAAGGACAUAAAGGAAAAGACUGCUGAAGCUCUGCAGUCGAAAGAUGAGUACGUAAAGCAUCUUCAAUCUAUACUAAAUAGGAAGCAGGAGCAGUGUUCCGCAUAUGAAAAACGCAUUCAAGAGCUUGAACAGAGAUUAGAGGAUCAGUAUGCACAGGGCCAAAAAUUUUCAGUCAAAGAUGCAUCUGAAUCAGUCCUUUCUGCCUUCAAAACUGAUGGCUACGGGGAAAGUAACAAUCCUUGCAUGUCAUCUGUUUCUAUGGAUGAGGGAUCUUCUACAUCUGCACUUGACCCUAAACUUGAUCUCCUAACUGGAGAAACGGGCAAAACCGGAGAUAGCGGAGAUGAAAACAUGACAGAUAUUUCAGGCAUUCUGAAUAUGCAGUCAUUGGAUCCUGCCCGCAAUUUUAUGGAUGCAUCAAUGCAGGAAACACCUCGAGAUGAGCAACAAGUCAGUGAUACUGAAAAUAACCAAGUUGGUCACCAAAACAAAGACAUACUUGAAGAUGUAAAUAGGGAAGUGAAAAUGACUAGUGUAACACAUAGUUCUGGUAGUGUCACCGGGGAUGCUCUUGGGAUAUCACCUUCUGGAGUUGAACCUGAACUUAGCGUGGAUUCAGAGACAAGGGGCAGUCUUGUAUUCAACUUGCAAAAUGCGCUGGCAGACAAAUCAAAUCAGUUCAUUGAAACUGAAAAUCAGUUGAAAGCUGCUAUGAAGGAGAUCAGCUCCCUUAGAAAAGAACUUGAUGAAUCUCAGAUCAAUUGUGCACAUUUGGAGAACUGUCUGCAUGAAGCAAGAGAAGAAGCACGCACAAAUCUAUGUGCAGCUGAUAGAAGGGCGUCCGAGUACAGUGCUCUGCGUAUGACUGCUGUAAGAAUGCACAGUCUCUUUGAAAGGUUCCGUAGUUGUGUUACUGCACAAGUCGGAGUGGCUAAUUUUGCAGAUACGUUGCGAUCUCUAGCUCUUUCUUUGACCAGUUCCAUAAGCGAGGAUGAAGAUGAUGGUACUGCAGAGUUCCGGUUAUCUAUCAAGGUUCUUUCAGAUAAAGUGAGUUUCUUGUCUCAUCAUCGUUCUGAGCUUAUAGAACGCUGCUCUAGAGCUGAAGCUGAACUUGAAAAGAAGACUGAGCAGGUCAACAGUUUAUACACGAAACUGCGCAAUGAAAAGCAGGCAAGCACUAAAAAGAUAUCUUUUGUUCAUCUUGAAGUCCACGAGCUUGCUUGUUUCGUUCGAAACUCUGCUGGGCAUUAUGCAGCCAUCCACCGAAACUCUUCCAACUACUACCUCUCAUCAGAAUCUGUAGCCCUCUUUACCGAGCAGUAUUCUGGAAAACCCACUUAUAUAAUCGGGCAAAUUGUGCACAUUGAGCGUCGAUUUGUGAGGCUGCCAACUUCACCAAGGACUGACUCUGAUGCUUCUGAAAGCUCCAGCAACCGGCUAUCUCCAGUUUCUUGUGAUGUAUCUAACACUUAUGGACUUCCCGGUGGUUGUGAAUAUUUCAUAGUGACAGUAGCGAUGCUACCCGAUACCAUUGGUUCAUCUCCUUCCUGAUCUCCUCGCCUUCGGCUGAAAUGAAGGAAGAAAAAUUAUAAUAAGUGUAAAUAUUAUGAACAUACCUAUGGUGGGUGGUAUCGUCUUUUGUAUAGAUUAUAUACUCUUUUCUUAUGUUGCUACUUCUCAUCUGUGUAUAUACUGCACCCAACCUCCUGGUUCGAUGCGGUUAGGAUAUGUGAAUAUUAUUUAAACUCUUUUAAUGGCAUUCAGUCAAGAUGAUGGCUCAUGGGAGGAAAACGAAAGGAAUAACUUG